AUGAGUUUGGGUAAAUCCCCCUUCGCUUUGGGCAUGAAGGGACUCAUCCUGGCCCUGGUGCUCGCCCUUGUGGGGGGCCAGAAGCAAGACCUCGAACCUGUCUUUCAUACUGGCAAGACCUACUUGUAUGGCUACGAGAGCUUCAUCCUUCAUGGGCUGCCUGGCAAAGGCCUGGCGACGGCAGGGGUGAAGCUGACCUGCAAGCUGGAGAUCAGCCGUGUGUCUCAGAGCGACCACCUUCUCCAGAUUCGGUCACCAAAGCUGGAAGAAUACAACGGCUUCUGGCCCACUGACCCCUUCACCCCGUCUCCAAGGCUCACCAAGACCAUUGCUGCGUGUUUAACCCAAGCCUUUAAGUUUGAAUACACGGAGGGAAGGGUUGGAAAUAUUUUCGCCCCUGAGGACUGCCCCAUCCUGUGCACUAACCUAGUGAGGGGCAUUCUGAACAUGAUGCAGAUAACCAUCAAAAAGUCACAAAAUGUGUAUGAACUACAGGAGGCUGGGAUUGAAGGCAUCUGCCAAACCAGAUACGUUAUCCAGGAUGACAGCAAGAAUAGCCGUGCCACUAUUUCCAAAAGCAAGGACCUGACGGACUGCCAGGACAAAGCUGUGAUGGACAUGGGAACGGCGUACCUCCGCCCCUGUCCCACCUGCCCCCUGAAAGUCAGAAACAUCAAGGGCACGGUGAUGUUCACUUACAAGAUGAAGUAUGACAACAGCAGGACCUUGAUGACGUCUGCUACAUCCGAGCAGGUGUACCUGAUCUCUCCCUUCAACGAACCCAACGGGGUAGCAGUCAUGGAGGCAAGGCAAGAAUUGUCUUUGGUCGGCAUUAAAAGAGCUUCCGCCAGCGUACCAAAAGCUCGGCUGCAAAACCAAGGGAGUCUGCGUUAUCACUUCUCAGGAGAGGUACUCCAGAUGCCCAUUCCUCUACUAAGGAUUAAAAAUCCAGAUUUACAGAUAUCAGAAACACUGCGGCAAUUAGGGCAGAAGGAUGAGGAGGAAGCCGCUAAAGAAGCUUCAGUCAGGUUCUUGGAAAUGGUCCAGCUUUUUCGUAUAGUGACCCUCGAUCGAAUUGAGUCUUUGUGGGUGCAGUUUGCCAGCAACCCUCCCUACAGGCCCUGGUUCCUGAGUGCCAUCUGUGCUGCUGGAGCGACCGACACAUUCCGAUUCCUGAAGCAAGAAAUUCACGAUGGGAAGCUGAACACCUGGGAAGCAGCCAUGGCUCUCCCUCUCGCCUUCCAUUUCGUUACACCCAACAAGGAAACCCUGCAAGUUGCUUCGACUUUUCUGACUUGUCCUCAAAUCCAGAAAGCACCGAUGCUUCGAACACUUGUUCACCUGGGAUAUGGUAGCAUGGUAAAUAAAUACUGUGAGCAGUCUUCACUUUGUCCAGCUGAACUUCUUCAGCCACUCCAUGACCUUGCUACCGAAGCCACCAGCAAAGGUGAUGCCAAAGACAUGGCUUUGGCCCUGAAAGCCAUAGGCAACGCAGGGCAACUGGCCAGCAUCAAACGCAUCCUGAAGUUUUUGCCAACAUUUUCACCUGCUGCAGCCUCAUUACCGAGCAGAAUCCACACUGAUGCUGUGCUGGCCUUGAGGAAAAUUGCCAGAAAAGACCCUAUAAAAGUAAGGGAGAUCUCCCUCCAGGUCUUUAUGGACAACACCCUUGCUCCUAAAGUCCGGAUGGUGGCUUGUGUUGUCCUCUUUGAAACCAAGCCCGCUCUUCCAACUGUAACAGCUCUGGCCAGUGCGGUGUUGACGGAGCCCAGCUUGCAAGUAGCCAGUUUCACAUAUUCACACAUGAAGGCUCUGGCAGUCAGUAGGGUCCCACAGCUCUAUCAUCUAUCUGCUGCUUGCAACAUUGCCAUCAAACUACUGAGCCCACGAUUCGACAGACUGAGCUAUCGUUACAGCAAGGUCAUUCACGUCGGUGGUUACUCCUCUGAAUAUCAGGCUGGUGCCAUUUGGAGGGUCUAUCUAAUGAACAGUCCCAGCACCGUGUUUCCAUCCGAUGUAAUCACAAAAGUAAGAGGAUAUUAUGCAAAUACUGCAACAGAUAUUAUCGAGGUGGCUCUCCGGUCACAAAGUCUAACCGAGCUUAUCAGGAAGCAGAACAUUCCUUUUGCUGAGUACGAUACGUACAAAACACUGGAGGAACUCGGUAAAACACUUCUGGGAUGGAAAGAACUACCUACUGAAGACCCUCUGGUGUCCACUUACAUCAAAGUAUUGGGCCAAGAGAUAGCUUUUGUUGACAUUGAUAAAGAUGUCAUCCAGCAGACCAUGACGAGUAUAAAGAGAUCAUCAUACUGGGAGCAGGUAGUCAAAAAAGUGGUGGAAGAGGUCCAGCAAGGCAUUUCAGGCCGAUGGACCCUGCCGGCGAUGGUGGGCGAUCUGCGUCAGGUUGUCCCCACAGUGGUUGGCGUGCCACUAGAGCUCAGUCUGUACAGCGUCGCCCUGGCCCAGGCUGCAGCUGAUGUGGACAUACGGAUAUCACCACCAUUAUCGGACAACUUUAGACCCUCACAGUUGUUGGAAAGCAACAUAGAUGUUUAUGCUGACAUCAAGCCAAGGGCAUAUUUUCAUAUGAUCGCAACAAUGGGGAUUAACACCCAAUACUUUCAGAGUGGUCUUGAAUUUCACGCAGAGUUCACUGCCAACACUACAAUGAAAUUUGACAUGAGGAUAAAUAUGAAAGAGAAAAAUUUGAAGCUUGAAACCCCUCCCUGCCAUCAGGAGGCUGAGCUCGCAGCUGUGAGGAGUGAAGUUUAUGCUGUUUCAAGGAACAUGGAAGAAGUAGAUUCUGAAAAGAGAUCCCAUAUUGUUCCCCAAGGAGAAGUACCAAGUAUCGCUGACCAGCCAUUUCAACCACCUGAAGGAUCUUCAGGAGCUGAAAGCUGGAAGCAAAGAAAUAUUCCAAGUGUGAUAUCCAAAGGAUACCAGCAAGGUUCAGAAGAGGCACCGCACCACAGCGUAGGAGGAAGAUCUUACACGCAAAACAUCUGUGCAAAAGUGGAGAGUUUGGGAUGCUCUGCUUGUCUCAGCCUAAAGUCACGAAAUUCUGCUUCCUUAAGAAAUACCUACCUGCAUAAAUUAGUUGGAGAACUUAAAGCCAAAAUAGUUUUGAAGCCAGUUCAUACAGAUGCUGAUAUUGAAAAAAUCCAGCUGGAAAUUCAGGCAGGAUCGAAAGCAGCUUCCAAAAUAAUCGAUGUAGCAAGCUCGGGGGCUAAGGAAGAGGAUAAGACAUCUCCAUUUGAGGACAUUAAAGCUAAACUGAAGAAGAUUCUAGGCAUUGAAAAUGUAUUCAAGGUCUCAAAUAAAACACUUAAGAGACGAAUUCACAGAACACACGAGGCUGCAGCUACAGACCCCUGGGCAUGGCCCAGUGCAGCCCAGCUCUCCGAUUCAUCCUUUUCUUCCACUGCCUCCUCUGCUGAUGAGAAAGAACCUGGAAAUGACGACAAGAAACAUGAAAUACAGAAAUCUAGGAAGAAGCGUGGCAGCAGCAGCAGGAGUGUUAGCUCUGCUAGCAGUAAAACCUGCAGUAGCAGUGGAGAAGACCACUCUGGGGACAGGCACUGCAGUGGGGACGGUGAAUAUUCCAACCAACAGGCAAGUCUCCCUAUUUACCAUGUUUUGUUCAAGCCCACGGAUGAACAGGACCCAGGAAGAGAAGCCCUGAACAGCAGCAUCAGCUCCUCCUCUUCUUCAGCCAGUGACGGAGGCACCUCUAGAGCCGUAUCCCAGCCUAAAUUCUUGGGAGACAACAAGCCACCAGUGCUGGCUGUGAUCCUUCGUGCCCUCCACAGAAACGAGCAGCCAACAGGAUUACAGCUCGUGCUGUACACCGAUACACAACCCACGAGAUUGAGCAUGCAGGGGUUUGUUUCAAGCAUCACGGGACCAAGCAGAUGGAAACUCUGUGCGGAUGCUUCCCUAAUAAAUUCCCAUAAAGUACUGGGUUCUCUUAAAUGGGGUAAAGAUUGCCAGGACUAUCAGAUUGCUGCUCGGAUCACAACAGGGCAAUUUGCUGCGUAUCCAGCUACGCAGAUGAAGCUGGAGUGGCCAAGAGUACCUUCAAUAGUCAAAAGAACUGCAAGAUGGUUCUACUCAUUUCUUCCAGGAGCUGCAUAUCUGCUUGGGUAUUCCCAAAGGCAACAGCAUGGUCCGUCUCACCAGGCAACCUUGGUUAUUGCUCUGACAUCUCCAAGAACCUGUGACGUGGUCCUCAAGCUACCUGAGCUCACAAUUUACGACAGAGCCAUCAGGCUUCCCCUGCCAUUCCCUUCGAGUCCCAAUACUCCGAUUUCAACACCGCCAUCCCCUGACCAGAGCAUCUUGUCCCAAGCAGCAUUUUCAAUCCUUGACAACCUCAAAGCUCGUUGUUCAGUUUUCCAAAACACCAUCACAACCUUCAAUGGAGUUGAAUUUAACUACUCAAUGCCUGCAAAUUGCUACCAUGUCUUGGUGCAGGACUGUAGUCCACAACUAAAAUUCCUGGUGACGAUGAAAAGACUCAAAGAAUCUGCAGACCUUACAGCAAUAAAUGUCAGACUCGCCAGCCAUGAGGUCGACAUGUAUGUUUCUGAUGGACUCAUCCAGCUGAAGGUUAAUGGUGUUCAAGCCCCGACAGAUGUUCCGUACACAUCUAAUCCUGGUAAGAGCCUCAGCUUUAUCAUGGUGAUCAGCAGCGAAAAGGACGGCCUGUCGCUAAAAGCCACGGAUUAUGGCUUAGAUAAACUCUAUUAUGAUGGGCAUAGGCUGGAGAUUCAGGUUGCUUUCUGGAUGGCUGGAAAAACAUGUGGUAUUUGUGGAAAAUAUGAUGCUGAGAAGGAAAGGGAAUAUCAAACGCCCAGUGGAUAUUUAGCUAAAGAUGCAAUGAGUUUUGGUCAGUCCUGGAUCAUCCCAGAAGACCCUUGUGCUGGAGCUUGUAAGCUGCAGCGCAAGUUUGUCAAAAUUGAGAAGCCAGUUGCAUUUGAGAAGGUGGCAGCAAAAUGCUUCUCAGUGGAGCCAGUUCUACGCUGUGCAGAAGGUUGUUCAGCAACCAGGACUGUUUCCGUCUCCGUCGGCUUCCACUGCGUACCUGCUGACUCCACUUUCAACCUGGAAGGACAGAUUCGGUUAGAUCAGAAGUCUGAGGACAUUGUAAGCACUGUUUCUGCUCACAUGGCGUGUUCCUGUCAACAACAGUCGUGCCCGGCAUGACCCCCACUUCACAUGCCAGGUGUCCAUCAGCUUGGACAGCCUGUGACCCUGUGGACACAGCUGGUUUGGACAGAGACGAUAAAGCCCUGUUCCCUUCAGGAGCUCUGUUUUUCUUCAGUUAUUUUGAGAUGUUGAAAAUAAUUCUGGACACCCUUC
Cuculus canorus (common cuckoo) is the source of this 5364-nucleotide messenger RNA. Its product is annotated as vitellogenin-2. The coding region runs from base 1 to 5208 and encodes 1735 amino acids. Gene Ontology annotation, biological process: lipid transport. Gene Ontology annotation, molecular function: lipid carrier activity. NCBI's taxonomy places the organism in Eukaryota, Metazoa, Chordata, Aves, Cuculiformes, Cuculidae. The transcript is spliced from 36 exons. The record is from RefSeq and is a predicted model, not a curated record.